AUACAUGUAUACACAUUUGCGUGCGUGUGUGUGUGUGUGUGUAUAGCUGUCGGGUUUUCGGUCCAACACGGCGUAGUUUCCACUUUCUCCUCCCUCAGUCUUCAGUCUUUUGAUUUGAAAGUUUGAAGUUGAAUAGCAAAGAGGAAACUUUUCCAGUACAGGCCUAGAUCACUCUUGACUUCUCAUCUGAACAUAUUCCAAAUUCUUCGAGUUGGCAUCUCUCUUUAGCUAGCUAAUUCAUUUCACAACAGCAGAAGCCAAAAGCCAAAAACCAGAAGCCAGAAGUCCUCGAUUAAGCUUCUCACCUCACCUGCAGGAACUCAUAGUUUCACUGAUCCAACGCAAAAACAAAAGCAAUCCUUAUUUCUUCCACGACAUUCCUUCAUAUAAAUUUGGAUGGAGGCAGCUGCAAAUUAAAUCAGAGUUCCAAUUUCAUCCCAAAAAAAAAAAAAAAAUGAAGAAAUGCAACGUUUCAGUUCUUUCCCAACAUUUGCUUCCGCUGAAGAUCCUGCUGUUACUAGGAAUGGCUGUCGGAGAUCCAAGAACGAAGACGGUCCAAAUAAUGUGCGGCAACCAACUUGAGCACAACACAACCGUGUUUGUUCCGAAUUUUGUCAGCACGAUGGAAAACAUCAGUGAACAAAUGCGAACUUCCGGCUUUGGAGUGGCAGUCACCGGUUCAGGCCCCGACACCAACUACGGCCUAGCUCAAUGCUAUGGAGACCUUUCUCUUCUGGAGUGUGUGCUAUGCUACGCAGAGGCGCGUACAGUGCUUCCCCAAUGUUUUCCUUACAAUGGGGGUCGGAUUUUUCUCGACGGUUGCUUCAUGAGGUCCGAAAACUAUAGCUUUUACGAGGAGUUUAGAGGAUCGGAAGAUAGGGUUGAGUGUGGGAACACAACGAGGAAGAGUUCGGCGUUUGGAGACUCGGCAAGGCAGGUUGUGAAGCGUGCGGUUGAUUCUGCGCCAAGCAACCGAGGAUAUGCAAGGGGUGAGGUGAGUGUGAGUGGGACGGCAAACGAGUCAGCUUAUGUGUUGGCUGAUUGCUGGAGAACUUUGGAUGAGAGCUCGUGCAGACAGUGUUUGGAAAAUGCAUCUGCAUCAAUGUUGGAAUGCUUGCCUUGGUCCGAGGGGCGAGCGUUGUACACCGGGUGCUUCAUGAGGUAUUCAGACACAGAUUUUCUCAACAAGGAAAUGGGAAAUGGAAGCUCCAGAGGUACUGCAAUUGUCAUAGUAGUUUCAGUUGUCAGCUCCUUGGUAGUUUUGGUAGUUGGAGUAGCCAUUGGAUUUUAUAUCUGGAAGCACAGAUAUAUACAAAAGAAAAGAAGAGGAUCAUAUGAUGCAGAGAAGUGGGCGAAAACCCUAAACGACAGUAGCUUAAACUUCAAGUACUCAACAAUUGAAAAGGCCACGGGGUCUUUUGACGUUGUCAACAAGCUUGGACAAGGAGGUUUCGGAACUGUUUAUAAGGGAGUUCUGGCUGAUGGCAGAGAGAUUGCAGUGAAGAGGCUUUUCUUCAACAACAGACACAGAGCAGCAGAUUUCUUCAAUGAAAUCAACAUUAUAAGCAGCGUGGAACACAAAAACUUGGUCAGGUUGUUGGGCUGCAGUUGCUCGGGACCUGAAAGCCUUCUCAUCUAUGAAUACCUACCGAACAGGAGUCUAGAUCGCUUCAUCUUCGAUCAAGAAAGAGCUAAAACACUUAACUGGGAGAGGAGAUAUGAGAUCAUUGUUGGAACGGCAGAAGGUUUAGCCUACCUUCACGACAACUCGAAAACAAGGAUCAUUCACAGAGACAUAAAAGCGAGCAAUAUACUUUUGGAUUCAAGGCUUCGUGCUAAAAUUGCAGAUUUUGGUUUGGCCAGGUCUUUUGAGGAAGAUAAGAGUCACAUCAGCACAGCAAUUGCAGGAACAUUGGGAUACAUGGCUCCAGAAUACCUAGCUCAUGGCCAGUUGACAGAAAAGGCAGAUGUCUACAGCUUCGGAGUGCUUAUAUUGGAGAUCAUCACUGGAAGGCAGAACAACAGGAGCAAAUCUGCAGAGUACUCAGAUGGCAUAGUUACAAUUACCUGGAAGCACUUUCAAGCAGGGACCGUAGACGAACUGUACGACCCAAAUUUAAUGUUGCAGAAUUGCCAUGACAAUGUUAAGGAUGAGAUAUUCAGAGUGGUUCAGAUAGGACUUCUAUGCACCCAAGAGAGUUCCUCUUUACGACCAACAAUGUCAAAGGCGCUGCAGAUGCUAACAAAGAAGGAGCUGCACCUUCCUGCGCCCACCAAUCCACCUUUUAUAGAUGAAAAGACCAUGGAACUCAAUGACCACGGCGACGACCAAUGUUACCCUCUAAAUGCAGAUGGUGUUUCUUCAGUUGCGAGUGUUUCACAUAGUUCUUUCUAUCCAAGGUAAUCACAACAUGGUGAAAAGUGAAAACGAAGGGUUUCACAAAUUCCAGGGCUUGCAACUAAGUUCUCCUAUGAAGGAGCUGAGGAAUCUCAGGCUGCUACUUGCCCCUGCUCUGCUCAGUCAGAGAAUACGUCAAGUUUGAGUAACUGAGAUGAAGUACAAAUGGCAUUCGACGAUUUGUAGAUAUAGCGAGAAUGGUAGAGCCAGAGUUCAAAAAAAAGAAAAAAAAAUUUCUCAGUUUUCAAAGCCAGACAGUGAGCGAUAUUUUUGUUCUCAUUUGUAGAAGUAAAAUUGAUCAGAAAUGCUCUUAAAGAUUGAUAUUCACAACUAUGAAAGAAUAAUUGAAAAGAAAUGUAUGAGGCACAACAUUUUUCUUA
Molecule: messenger RNA, 2778 nt
Organism: Pyrus x bretschneideri (Chinese white pear)
Lineage: Eukaryota; Viridiplantae; Streptophyta; Magnoliopsida; Rosales; Rosaceae
Product: cysteine-rich receptor-like protein kinase 2
Exons: 8
Coding region: 455-2404 (649 amino acids)
Biological process (GO): protein phosphorylation
Molecular function (GO): ATP binding; protein kinase activity
Source: RefSeq, a predicted model, not a curated record